Molecule: messenger RNA, 1432 nt
Organism: Lactuca virosa
Lineage: Eukaryota; Viridiplantae; Streptophyta; Magnoliopsida; Asterales; Asteraceae
Source: the annotation of a GenBank genome assembly
AUUUAUAAAUUGCGAUUAAUGGUGCAUGAGUCAGACUCCUCCGACCUUGAAUACAGAGAGUAAUCGAACGAAAAGAGGCAAAUUCGAGCAAUAGAUGGAGACCUCCACCGUAUUCUUAAACGCCGCCACCACCAUCGGCGGUGGUUUUCGUAGACACACGACCAGUGCUACUCUUCUCUCCCGCAAUCCCUACCUGACGACUCCUUUUUCCUUUCUUCCUCCUAACAAGCAGCUUCAACAUCAGUCGCGUUUUAAUUUGCCGAAUACCACCACCACCACUUGCGGCACUAACAUUGCACCGGCUGUUGGAGUGAAUUCUCCCGUCAGUGUACCAAGUGAUACAGUUGACAUUAAUUGGGACACCAUUGGAUUUGGGCUUGUGCAUACUGAUCAUAUGUACACCAUGAAAUGUUCUCUAGGAGGGAGCUUCUCUAAAGGGGAGCUCGUGCCUUUUGGGAACAUCGAGCUCAGCCCAUGUGCUGGAGUCCUCAAUUAUGGCCAAGGAUUGUUUGAAGGCCUAAAAGCAUAUCGUACAGAAGAUGAUAACAUUUUACUCUUUCGUCCUGAAGAAAAUGCUAAAAGGAUGAUGAUGGGGGCAGAACGAAUGUGUAUGCCUUCUCCUUCUGUUGAUCAAUUCAUUCAAGCUGUUAAGGACACUGUAUUAGCAAAUGAAAGAUGGCAUCUUGUGUCUUGUUUUAGAUACCCCCCUCCUGGAAAAGGCUCACUAUAUAUAAGGCCACUGCUCAUAGGGAGUGGAAGUGUACUUGGUCUUGCACCAGCUCCAGAGUAUACUUUUAUGAUCUAUGUUUCUCCUGUUGGUAAUUACUUCAAGGAAGGUUUAUCGCCUAUAAACUUGAUAAUUGAAACUGAAAUGCAUCGUGCAACCCCUGGUGGAACUGGAAGUGUAAAGACGAUUGGAAACUAUGCUGCGGUAUUAAAGGCGCAAGGUGCAGCAAAAGCAAAAGGUUAUUCUGAUGUGUUGUAUCUUGACAGUGUGCACAAGAAGUAUUUGGAAGAGGUCUCCUCAUGUAAUAUUUUUAUUGUAAAGGGAAACUCUAUAUCUACUCCAGAUAUAAAAGGGACUAUCCUCCCAGGUAUCACACGAAAGAGUAUUAUUGAUGUGGCUCGUAAUGAAGGAUUCCAGGUUGAGGAACGAGAAGUAACAGUAGAUGAGUUGCUUGAUGCUGAUGAAGUUUUUUGCACAGGAACAGCCGUGGUUGUAUCCCCGGUGGGUAGCAUAACUUAUCUUGGGAAAAGUGUGACUUACGGAAGCCAUGGUGUAGGACUUGUAUCGCAACAACUUUAUUCUUCAUUGACAAGGGUACAAAUGGGCCUUGUGGACGAUAAAAUGGGUUGGAUUGUCAAACUCAAGUAGCUUCUUUCAUCAUUUGUAAUUUGACUAUGUGGGUAGCGUUUAUGUUGAGCAUUGGAC